Molecule: messenger RNA, 885 nt
Organism: Bemisia tabaci
Lineage: Eukaryota; Metazoa; Arthropoda; Insecta; Hemiptera; Aleyrodidae
Source: RefSeq, a predicted model, not a curated record
AUGAAGGUCCUGAUCAGUUUACUUCUGAACGCAAUCAUUGGUCAGGCACAGGUGCUCGAAGUGCCCUUCAAUCCUAAGGUCCAGUUAGUGAAGAAUACGGGAGAGCAUGCCUUCGUGGCCCCCAAUUUCGCGGCCGGAGACCAACGCGGCCCUUGUCCGGGCCUCAACGCCAUGGCCAACCACAAUUACAUCCCGCGUAACGGUGUUGCCACCGCAGCACAGUUGAUCGAAAGCUGUUUUAGGGUGUUCGGGCUCGGAAAGGACAUAGCUGGUUUCCUAACCGCGUUAGCGAUUGUCACUGCCGGGGCUAUUGUGAACCGCACGGCCAUGGUCAGUAUUGGGAAGGCAACGCCUCAAGUCCGCGCUCAAAGCUACGAACCGAGUGGUCUCAGUGGCACCCACAACAAGUACGAGUCGGACGCCUCGCCUAUGAAGGGCGACCUUUAUCAAUACAAAGACGCAGACAAGCUCGUCUUGAAGCAGUUGGAAAAUUUCCUGAGCCGAUCGAAGAACAACGAUUACACCUUACGCGACCUCUUCGAUUUUCGAUCGUACCGCAUCGACGAGAGUCUCCGCGAUAAUUGUUAUUGCUACUUCGGACCGAUCUCUUUCAACAUAAUAGCGGCAGGCUCGCACACCUUCAUCUAUUGGCUCAUGAGCAAUAAAUCCAAGAAGCGUCCUCGAGGCCGUCUGACAGAGGAGGACAUCCUCUCGUGGUACUCCGUCGUCGGGGAGAACCCUUUUGGGCGAGCUUUUGUUGAAAAGAGAGGUAUUUUGGGCGAGAAUGAAAUCAAGUUGGGCGAAAAUGAGGGAGGUUUUUUGGGCGGGUGGCCGAGUCACCGAAAUACCGUGAAUCUGGCAGCUAUGCCUGCCGCAGAAAGAUGA